GGCAGUUUGAUUGCGUGAAGGGUAAACAUCUGAGAACCCUGCAUGAUCUUCUCUUGUUUCCCUCAACGAACUGGUGGAUGACUUUGUUGUGUAAUUGAAAAGUGUUCUUUUGUGAUUUUUAGAAGGAGAAUUGUUCACAAGGAAGUGUUUUUCGGGGAUCAGAGGAGUUUGUUUACGAGUUGCUAUGCUGUGUGCAUAAACUUAGAGAAUUUGGAUUAUGUCGCUCGUGUUAUGAGAUCCUGUCAUUGAGCCAUUUUAAGAAAACAAUUCUUAGUUGUAAAGGAUUUUUGCUUAGGGUUAGGGUUUUUAUUGACAGCGUGUUUCGAUCUGUAGGCCUGAAAAAAUAUGGAAUUUUGUAAUGACUGAGAUAAUUUAGAAGAAACAGCAGUGAGUUCAUUGGCAGGCAAUAAACAACCUAGUUUGCUAGAUCAAGAAGAAACGUACGCUAUAACUUCCGGACGUCAUGUCUCUACGGACCAGAAUCAAUGGCUUUACGGCAUGGGUAAACCUCAGACUUAGUCCAACAGGACACUUCAUGCACAAUAUAUUGACAGAUCUGCUGAAAGGGUACAACAUGAAGGUUCUUCUAGAAAGUUUGACUGGACGGCCUUUGGAGAAACUGCAGAGUUUUGAUGGACUGACCCAGCAACAAAAGACAACAAGAGUGGAAUGGAUUGUGAAGGAAUUGAAACAUGCGAACAUUAUCCCCAAGGACACAUAUGUGGAUUCCAGAAUGUUUGCCAUGAGAUGUGCAGAUCAGGUGUUUGAUUUACUUUGGUGCCUGGUUUGUCAUGACAUCUGGUUCGUUUGGGAACGAUCUGAAUUCCUUCAACAAGCUGAAGGACAAAUGCUGACAUCAAAACCUUUCUCGUGGACUCCUCCACCUCCGCCACCCAAAACCCCAACCCUCAAGACAGAAAAAUCCAUGCUGUCAGGAUUUGGAUCAAAAUCGCUGAUUCAGACACCAAUAACCUCCCCUGAGGUGCCCUCUCCUAGUCCAACAAAUACGGCGAGGUCAGAUGACAUGGUGAACAGACGUCACAAGUCAAGAAAUUAUCCAUCACCAGAAUACUGCAUCUUGGAUAUGGUGAAUGCCCACCUUAAAAUGAACAGAGAGGGACGCAAACUCACAAGGGGUGUUUUGGAUGAAUUGAAUGUCUUGAAAAUUGGGAUCAAAGACGAAAUGGAACAGUUUCCAUCCCUCAUUACCAAUGUAAAGGAUCUAAAGAGAAAGAAAGAAUUAGAGAAUCUUAUAUCUGUGUACGAUGAAGAAAUCCAGUUUUUAGAGCAAAAUUAUGACAUUGCUAAAUGUAAUGUUUGGAUGAGACAAGUAACGGAGAUACAAAAUAAGUGUCGAACAAUUGUGGCAGAAAAAAUUGUGCAAAGGUUUGAUGUUGUCAAGGUUCCAAGGAACACAACCAUCAAUUAUUUGGCAGUGGAUAUGAUUAUCAAUCUGGUGAGUCAGCUCUUGAUUAUAAGUCUGACUUGUGGAACAGGGUUUUACAGCAGUAAGGUUCACGAGACAGUGUGGAAAGGUCGCAAGCUUGUGAUCAGAGACAAAGAAACUGGUGAAUUUUUCGAUGAUUUUUCCGGGAAUGCAGACCAUAAAGAAACUGUGCGUCAAGUACUUGGCUUAGAGGAAGAUCAAGUGGCGGAAAUUAGUGGCGAUCAUGAAAAAUAUGAGAUAUACUUUGAAAGUUCGUCAAGAAAUAAAACACUGAAAGCUGGAUCUUGGUUUCUGUACCAAAUAUUUCCAGGCACCACGUUACAGUGUCAGCGAUUGUUGUUCAAGGCAGCCAAGACGGGAGAAUUGGAUACAGUCCAAAAAUUGGUGGCCUUCUUUAAUGCAGACAAGGACUUCAUCAAGUCCAAAGAGCAUGGGUCUGGCAAUACAGCUCUGCACAUGGCCUGCAGGCACGGACAUUUUGACAUUGUGUUAUAUUUGUUGGAAAACGGAGCUGACAUUGAUAUGUUCAACAAUCACCACAACACGCCUUUUUUCCUCGCCACGGAAAGCUUACAGAAAGAGAUAUGCCAGCUUCUUAUCGAAUGGGGUGCCGACGUGAUGAAGCGAAACAAAAGCAGCAAAACUGCGUUUGACCUGAUGCGUCAUUAUGAACUCAAGAAAUUCUUGGAAGCGAAGUAUAAAGAGUGGCAAGAGCUUGUCCCUAAGUUGAUAUCAGGAGACAUCAAGAAACUAACUGCUGUGAUAGACGCUCAUCAUAGAAGAGAAAAAACUAUGGCCAGUCUCAGAAGCAGGUGUGUCAGUGGUAGCACUCUACUCCAUACUGCGUCCUUCUUUGGAGCAAUCCCAGUUAUCAAGACCUUGCUCUCAGAAGGAGUGGAUGUCAAUACUUUGGACUACAAAGGAGCCACGCCCCUGCACAGAGCCAAAGAUGCGGCCACCGUGGAGCUUCUCCUCGAGGCAGGAUCAAACAUUGACUGUGAAGAUCAUGAUGGCAACACUCCACUGCAUGUCAAAUGUUACGGAGAAAGCGGAGAGCCCACUGACUUAGAAUGCAUUGAAAAAAUGCUGAUGAAAGAAGCUCCUCUUAAUACCAGAAAUAAUCGAGACUUGAUGCCUAUUCACUGCUGCGCUAUGCAAGGUCGGAUAGACGCCAUUCAGGCUUUGCUCUUCUUCGACACUGAAGGAAUCAUAAGGCAAAACUUGGAGAUGGAAGGCGAGAAAACCCCGCCCAGUCUUCUUCAUUUGUCUGUGGCUAACGACUUUCUAGAUUGUGCAAAAUGGCUAGCAGGAAACAAGUUUGAAUUCAAGGAGAAAGAAACAGAUUUACUUGUGCAUAAGAUUCUGCUUGAAGAAGUUCCUUGUGGUGAUCGUGUGGCAACCGUCAAAUUUCUCCUCGAAAAUGGUGCUUCCGUCAAUCCUACAUACCCGGGAGGAAAUACAGCUCUUCACCUGACCGCAGGCUUGUCGAACGCAUCAGAUCUGUUAGAGUUGUUAUUGUCAUUUGAUGCCGAUGUUGAUGCCAUGAACGAUGACCUGUGUAGUCCGCUGUUUUACGCCGCACAGGCUAAUAAUCUGUAUGCGGCAAGUCUUCUGUUAAAUCAAGGAGCCAAUGUGAGGACAAGAAACUUGCAAGGUCUGUCUGCCUUUGAUUUUAUCUCUGACUUCGAAGAGUGGAUUGAAUGCGGUUAUUUCAGCGAGGAAAUAAAGGCGAGAUUAAAAGCCUACAGCCUCAAGCAUGCGCGGGAUCUGGUUCGAGCUAUAACCAAGAAAGUUAAGAACCAACCAAGACUUCCCACGUCACAGCAGCUAGUGGGUCGAUCCCAGCCUGCUUUGUCGGCAAUCGGUGGUGGUCAUGUGCCUUUGAUGCUUCCGCCAAUCAGAAAAGGAGCGACGAGUUGAAGCGCGCGAUUAUUAGCUGUGAUCACGUGGAACAGGCUGCUGUCCUCGCUUCGUGAAUCUUAGAAACGCAAGAAAAGUCAAAAACACUGAUCUGAAUAUCGUACGCGCUUCCAUUUGUAAAUUGUAAAAAGUUUUAAAAUGAGUGUAGUUAGUUCACCUUGUGAGCUUCCUAAUCGGAUAUUGCAUUGUUUUUACUCUACCUCGCUCUGUGAUUGGUGCAACCCUUGCGACACUUUCUUAACCUAUCAGAAUCAAUACUCAAACCAAUCACGACGUGGUCAGUCAUCCAAGUUUUCGUGCGCUUCAGACAAUUUACUUAUUUAUACUGGAAGUU
Molecule: messenger RNA, 3701 nt
Organism: Pocillopora damicornis (cauliflower coral)
Lineage: Eukaryota; Metazoa; Cnidaria; Anthozoa; Scleractinia; Pocilloporidae
Biological process (GO): protein K6-linked ubiquitination
Cellular component (GO): BRCA1-BARD1 complex; BRCA1-A complex
Molecular function (GO): protein binding; ubiquitin-protein transferase activity
Source: RefSeq, a predicted model, not a curated record